ACUGAAAUGCCACGCCCGAGGUAAUUAAACCUUCGAUUUUAUUUGUGGUGAAACGUUUCACUUUUUUUGACGAGCGGUUUCUUCUCGUGUCAUCAUGUCGACGACUAGUUAGUGCUCUGACUCAGUACUCCUCUUGUGUUUUUUUUCUAUCAGUUAAAACACUCGUCGCGAACUCCUACGUGUCUGCCACCCCCAUAUCCUCUGGUUACUCUCGUUUUUUCGAGGUAAUAACUACCAUUUACCAUAUCCGCGUUAACUCGGCUGCCGCGCGGGGUCGCGCUCUCUCUUUCUCUCUCUCGAGCCCACACACACGCACACUCAAUCUCUCUCUUUCUCUCUCUCUUUCUCUCUCUCUGGCGCGCGCGCACACGCCACAGUUCCCGCCCCUCACGCGACGUCCUCGCGACUCAGCGCUCCGCCUGCCGAGGCUCGAGCCCCGUCGCGUCCCUCAGUCCACCCCCCGCGCGAUCAUGGCGGACAGCGCGAGCGAGAGUGACACGGACGGAGCCGGGAGCAGCGCGGCCGUCCCGCAGUGCUCCUCCUCCUCCUCCUCCGCCGCGGCGGCCGCAGCAGCGGCGACGGGCUCCGGCAAGCCGGGCAUCGUCAUCUCGCCGUUCCGCCUGGAGGAGCUGACGAACCGGCUGGCCUCGCUGCAGCAGGAGAACAAGGUCCUGAAGAUCGAGCUGGAGACGUUCAAGCUGAAAUGCAAAGCGCUGCAAGAAGAGAACCGGGAUCUGCGCAAAGCCAGCGUCACCAUACAAGCGAGAGCAGAACAAGAGGAGGAAUUCAUCAGUAACACACUCUUUAAGAAGAUCCAAGCGCUGCAGAAAGAGAAGGAGACCCUUGCAGUCAACUAUGAAAAGGAGGAGGAAUUCCUCACCAACGAACUCUCACGGAAGCUUAUGCAAUUACAGCACGAGAAGGCAGAGCUGGAGCAGCACCUGGAACAGGAGCAGGAGUUCCAGGUGAACAAACUUAUGAAGAAGAUAAAGAAGCUGGAGAAUGACACCAUCUCCAAGCAGCUCACCCUCGAACAGCUCCGGCGCGAGAAGAUCGACCUGGAAAACACCUUGGAGCAGGAACAGGAAGCUCUCGUUAACCGUCUCUGGAAACGGAUGGACAAACUGGAAGCGGAGAAAAGGAUCCUGCAGGAGAAACUGGAGCAGCCUGUGUCCGCGCCGCCCUCCCCCAGGGACAUAUCCAUGGAGAUUGACUCCCCCGAGAACAUGAUGCGCCACAUUCGCUUCUUAAAGAAUGAGGUCGAGAGGCUGAAGAAGAACCUCAGGACUGCUGAGCUGCAGCACACAGAGAAGCGGGCCCAGUACAUCGAGGAGGAGCGCCACAUGCGAGAGGAGAAUAUCCGCCUGCAGAGGAAACUGCAGCGGGAGAUGGAACGGAGGGAGGCGCUCUGCCGCCAGCUAUCUGAGAGCGAGUCCAGCCUGGAGAUGGAUGAUGAGAGAUAUUUCAAUGAGAUGUCUGCCCAAGGCCUUCGUCCACGAACAGUUUCAAGCCCAAUCCCUUACACACCCUCCCCAAGUUCAAGCCGGCCCAUCUCGCCUGGACUGUCAUAUGCAAGUCACACAGUAGGCUUUACUCCCCCCACCACCCUGACCAGAGCAGGCAUGUCCUAUUACAAUACUCCAGGCCUUCAUGUCCACGUGGGCUCGUCGCACGGGAUCGCAAGGCCAUCUCCAAGAAGAAGCAACAGUCCCGACAAGUUCAAACGUCCAACGCCGCCACCUUCCCCGAACACGCAGCCUGGCAUCAGCGCUCAGCCUCCCCUUCCUCCACCACCUCUGGCGCAGCCCAUGUCAGUGCAGCCCUCUGUGUCGCCGGCUGCUGCCGCCGCCACCCCCCUGCCGCAUCCAGUUCAUCCAUCCACACAGCCGUAGUGCAUGAGCUCUGCAGCUUCUACCAGCGUGGACUUGGGCAGGGCAAAGUUACUGAAGAAGCCAAAGGCUUACCUUAACAACUUUGGAGCUGACUUGACUUGCACUGAGAUUAUAUAGGCUUCACUGUUAACUGUGUUGUAAAUGUUUGUUUAGAAUGCAGCCGGUGUUGUGGGACUGCGACACUAACCCUAACAAUAUGUUCUUGUCAGUGCUUACUGGAACUGUGCGUUUUUUGGGUUUUUUUUCCCCUCUCUCCUUGGUCUGAAGCAUUUGCCGCUCGGGUCUGCAGUAUGGCAUUGCAGUGAACAAUAGUCACAGUGCUGUGUUUUUCGAAUGCGUGCAGGUUUGAUGAAAGGGAGCCCAUAUCGCAAUAUUCAGUAUGGGGGGAAAAAAAAAAGCAGUGUAUCGAAUGCCUCCACACUUAUUUUCCAUAGCACUGUUUCAUUAGCACUAUACUUUAUGGCACAAUGAAAGGAAUAAUGGUACAAAUGCCACUGACACCAAGGGCCGAGCUCAGAUGAUUCCAAAGUAAAACCUGUUACCUUUCCAGGUAUAAAUUUACAGUCUCUGAUAUUGCGACUUUUCUGUUGGAAAAUGCACACCCACCCUGUAAGUAUACGUAUAUAAAGACUGCUCCAGUUGGAAGGUUCUGAAGGUUUCAUUGUCCGUACUUCUCAUUUUUUAGUUAUUGUUGUGACUUAACAUGAAAAAGCAUGAAAAAAAUUGUGUAAUGGUGAAAAUGAACAAUCUUCCAGUUUUUGCAGACUAAAGGAUGUUGGUGGGGUGUUUUUUUUUUUUUUUUUUUGGUGAUUGGA
This is a messenger RNA of Scleropages formosus (Asian bonytongue), 2707 nucleotides long. RefSeq names its product coiled-coil domain containing 6b (gene ccdc6b). The record is from RefSeq and is a predicted model, not a curated record. The transcript has 9 exons. Bases 471 to 1892 code for a protein of 473 amino acids. NCBI's taxonomy places the organism in Eukaryota, Metazoa, Chordata, Actinopteri, Osteoglossiformes, Osteoglossidae.